Molecule: messenger RNA, 417 nt
Organism: Fusarium subglutinans
Lineage: Eukaryota; Fungi; Ascomycota; Sordariomycetes; Hypocreales; Nectriaceae
Exons: 2
Coding region: 1-417 (138 amino acids)
Source: RefSeq, a predicted model, not a curated record
AUGGAACGAAACACAUGGGACAGUCCUCAAGUGUUCUCGCCUCGACGAUCAGGAUCGAGCAAGAACACUCGAAGCAAGAAUUGGCACAAUCUAGCCACGAUUGAGAAAACCAAAGCUAUCGUGCCUCAGAUUCUACUUGGGAACGCCGUCCAUAAUGUCAACGGCAUGAACACGGAGAUCCUACAGGACUAUGCCACGCGUAAAGGUCUUGCACUCCCCGAAGACCUAGACCUUAUAAUCUCAGGCUACAGCGAUUCCGAUAUAUUCAGUGGGGAUACCGACGAUGAGGAGGAGGCUGGAACUGGUAUGGUGGCCGAUCAGGGUGCCAGCGAGGAAUCGAGCAGAAGAACCAGCGACAGUGAGGACUGGGAUUCCAUCGCAACCAUGACUCAUCAGCCACAUACACAACAAAUAUAA